Diceros bicornis minor is the source of this 1776-nucleotide messenger RNA. RefSeq names its product CD5 molecule (gene CD5). Bases 86 to 1552 code for a protein of 488 amino acids. The record is from RefSeq and is a predicted model, not a curated record. Gene Ontology annotation, cellular component: plasma membrane. Lineage: Eukaryota; Metazoa; Chordata; Mammalia; Perissodactyla; Rhinocerotidae. The transcript is spliced from 11 exons. Gene Ontology annotation, biological process: T cell costimulation.
CUCCCUGAGAGGGAGACAUGGGGCCAGACACCCGCACCCACGGGUGCUGCGCUUGCCAAGGCUGAGGCAGGAGAAGGCCGCGCCCAUGGGGUCUCAGCAACCGCCGCUGGCCGCCCUGUACCUGCUCGGGGUGCUGGUCACUUCCUGCCUCGGAGGGCCCAACUGGGAGGACCCAGGGUUCCAGGUGAGACUAGGAGCCUCCAACUCACGGUGCCAGGGCCAGCUGGAGGUCUAUUUCAGGGGCUCGUGGUACACGGUGUACAGCCGGAGCUGGAGCCGGAGCCCGUACCACCAGCAGGACCUCAAGCAGGCCUCGAAGCUCUGCCAGAAGCUGCUGUGCGAGAAUGCCUUGGUCCUGGCCCACGUGCCUUACUUCAACAGUCCCAGCAAACAGAUCACCUGCAUGGGACAACUAGGAUCUUUCUCCAACUGCAGCAGCACAGACUGGAAGGAACCUCUGGGCCUGAUCUGCUCAGAGCCACUGAAGACAACACCUCCGCCCACGAGCCCCCCGCCCACAACCACUCCAGAGCCCACAGCUCCUCCCAGGGUGCAGCUGGUGGCAGGGCCCGGGGGCCUGCGGUGUGCGGGCGUGGUGGAGUUCUACAGCGGCAGCCAGGGUGGCACCAUCAGCUACGAGGCCCAGGACAAGAUCAAGGACCUGGGGGACCGCAUCUGUGACGCCCUCCGGUGUGGCUCCUUCCUGAAGCAUCUGCCGGAGGUGGAAGCAGCCCCGGUACAAGACGCAGGGGAGAGCAGGCCCUUGCCAAUCCAAUGGGAGAUCCAGAACGCGAGCUGUACCUCCCUGGAGCAGUGCUUCAGAAAAGUGCAGCCCUUGGAGGGCGGCCAAGUUCUCGCCCUCAUCUGCUCUGAGUUCCAGCCCAAGGUGCAGAGCCGCCUGGUGGGGGGCAGCGGCGUGUGUGAAGGCUCCGUGGAGGUGCGCCACGGCAAGCAGUGGGAGGCUCUGUGCGACAGCACCUCGGCCAGGGGCCCAGCACGGUGGGAGGAGGUGUGCCAGGAGCAGCAGUGUGGCCACAUCAACUCCUACGUGCAGGAUGCCGGAGAGAAGACCUCCCGGGGGGUCUUCUGUCCCCAGGAGAAGCUGUCCCAGUGCCACCAGCUUCAGGAGAAAAAAUCCUUCUGCAAGAGGGUGUUUGUCUCAUGCCAGGAUCCAAACCCAGCGGGCCCAAGCGCAGGCACGGUGAUGAGCAUCAUUCUGGCCCUUGUGCUCCUGGCGGUGCUGCUGGUGGUGUGCGGCCCCCUCGUCUACAGGAAGCUGCUGAAGAGAUUCCGCCAGAAGAAGCAACGCCAGUGGAUUGGCCCGACGGGAAUGAACCAGAACAUGUCUUUCCAUCGCAACCACACGGCGACUGUCCGGUCCCAGGUUGAGAACCCGACAGCCUCACACGUGGAGAACGAAUACAGUCAGCCUCCCAGGAACUCCCACAUCUCAGCUUAUCCAGCUCUGGAAGGGGCCCUGCAUCGCGUCUCCACCCAGCCUGAUAACUCCUCCGACAGCGACUAUGACCUGCACGGGGCUCAGAGGCUGUAAGAGAUCCGGGAACCAGGAACGAAACUUCAAGGCCAGACCUUUUGUCCUGAGAAUACUCUGCAUCCACUGCUUGGAAAUGAUGUGCUGAUUCCUGCCCCAGCCAGAACAUGGAUGGAGGCAAGAUGCCCUUCAAAUGCAUCCUCCCACCCGCCCGGCGUUGCAGCCAGCUCUGCCGUCUCCCCGCUGGCGCCUGGCCCACGUGGAGACGCCCAGCACCGCUCGGC